Molecule: messenger RNA, 2357 nt
Organism: Periconia digitata
Lineage: Eukaryota; Fungi; Ascomycota; Dothideomycetes; Pleosporales; Periconiaceae
Source: the annotation of a GenBank genome assembly
UUCAUUGAACGUUGAAUGCAUACAUGUCUAUCUGUGCAGGGCACGGAAUUGAGCAUCUCGUGACCCGCUAGCCCGUGCUUUUUGUAUUCAAGUCUCAUACAUGGGACAGACUCAAUUCUCAUCAUUGAUUCCAUCAAUUCUCAUCUCGAAGCUGUAUGAAGCGCCAUACCAUAAUCACCCCGUUCCGGCGUUUGGCGUCGGCCCAGCGUGCCACUUUAAGCGGCGUUCAAUCUGGAAGGUCGCUGUGGUUUGCGCGGUUUGAUUCGGCUUUCUGCUCGCAACGGUCCCACUCCACAUCGAUAAUAUCAGGAAUAGCUACGUCGCAAUUCCCCGCAGCUCACAAAAAACAAGCACUUUCCGCCAACCCUCCCCUCCAGAAGCGCAUCUCGAUCCCAAAACUAGGGCUCGGUAGUUCCAGAGCAUUGUACUCGAUCAUGCAUCGUUCUCCUGCCGCCAUGGUCACUAAGCCUGUAGUAACCGCGGAUGUCUCCAUCAACACCCCACGCGACCCUAAUACUCUGUCUAACUACCACAAUUUUGUGACUAGGCAGACGACCGCAGAUUUUGAGAUCGACUUUGACAAGAAGAUCUUGAAGGGGGGUGUUACGCUGGGGUUGGAGAGUCUGACCGAGAAAGAGACGACUGAGAUUGUCUUGGACACAAGCUUCUUAGACAUCACGGAUGUGAAGGUCGAUGGAAAGGAUGUAAAAUGGAAUGUGGGCGACCGCAUCGAGCCUUAUGGCGCCCCAUUGAACAUCACUUUGGAUGAAGGCGUGCCGAAAGGCAAGACAACAGAAGUUUCGAUCAAGCUCUCUACAACGGAAAAGUGCACAGCUUUACAAUGGAUGACGCCGGCCCAGACAUCCAACAAGAAACACCCAUACAUGUUCUCUCAAUGCCAGGCUAUCCACGCCAGAUCCGUUUUCCCUUGCCAGGAUACACCAGACGUGAAAUCGACCUUUGAGUUCAAGCUAAGGUCCCCACUUCCUGUACUGGCUUCUGGUCUACCCACUGGAGCCAAGGACUACCAGCCGGGCAAGGAUGGAAAACCUGGCACUCUGCUGUAUACUUUCGAACAGGAAGUUCCAAUCACAAGCUAUCUGUUUGCGAUUGCGAGUGGCGAUCUUGCUUCUGCCUCCAUCGGUCCUCGUUCUACGGUGUGGACUGGCCCCGAAGAGCUGUUGGCUUGUCAAUGGGAGCUCGAGGGCGAGAUCGAGCCUUACAUGAAGGCUAUUGAUUCAGUGGUGAAGCUCCCGUACCAAUGGACGCAGUACAACUGCCUCAUUCUUCCGCCAUCUUUCCCAUACGGAGGCAUGGAAAACCCUGUGUGGACAUACGCAACACCCUCCAUCAUCUCAGGUGACAAGCAAAACGUCGACGUGAUUGCGCACGAGCUUUCUCACUCUUGGUCAGGAAAUCUCGUGUCCGCAGCAAGCUGGGAGCACUUCUGGCUGAACGAAGGAUGGACCACCUAUCUCGAGAGGCGAAUCCAAGCUUUUGUCCACGGUGAGCCGCACCGUCACUUCUCUGCCAUCAUCGGCUGGAAGGCACUCGAAGAAUCUAUCAAGCUAUACGGAGAAGACCACGAGUACACCAAGCUCGUCGUGGAUCUCAAAGGCAAGGAUCCUGAUGACGCCUUCUCUUCGAUCCCAUAUGAGAAGGGAUUCCACGCCCUCUACGCUUUCGAACUUCUCCUAGGAAAAGACAAAUGGGACUCAUUUAUCCCGCACUACUUUGAAACCUUCAAAUUCAAAUCCGUCGACAGCUACGACUUCAAGUCCUGCCUCAUCGACUUCUUCGCCAACGACGCCGAGGCCAAAAAGAAGCUCGACGACUUCGACUGGGACGCUCUCUUCUACAAGCCCGGUUUCCCGACUAAACCCGAAUUCGACGACUCUCUCGUCAAAACAUGCUACUCGCUCGCCGAGAAAUGGAAAGCCCGCCUCUCGUCCCCCAACAAGGACUCCUUCACACCCAAGAAGCAAGAUAUCGAAGGUUGGAUGGCCAAUCAGUCCGUCGUUUUCCUCGAAAGCAUGCAGGCUGUUGCUACGUCUUUCAGUCCAGAGGACGUGCACUUGCUCGGCGAAACAUACGGCUACACAUCCGAGAAGACGCAGAACAUCGAAGUCGUGAGCCGUUUCUUGAACAUUGGCCUGCAGGCUAAAGCCAAGGAGACGUACCAGCCCACUGCUGAGCUGCUGGGUAAGAUUGGGCGCAUGAAGUUUGUGCGUCCUUUGUACCGCUUGCUCGAGAAGGCGGAUCGCGAGUUGGCUGUCAAGACAUUUGACGCGAAUAGGGACUUUUAUCAUCCCAUUUGCAGGCAAAUGGUCGAGAAGGAUCUUUACGAAGGCAAAUAA